AGGUCACAGCCAUGUGCCCCCUUCACCCUGCACCCUCUGCUCUACAGGACAAGUGGCCUUCCCCCCCUCCACACUCACCUUGUCACCCCUCUCCCCUGGAUGGACCAGUGGUGGUGUCACCCAAAGCAAAUUGACAUUAUUUUUCCCUUGGUAACCGCAAAGGGGGAGAAUCACCCGUCUCCUAAUUUUAACCAGUAUGUGAGGGACCAGGGUGCCAUGACUGACCAGCUGAGCAGGCGGCAGAUCCGCGAGUACCAGCUCUACAGCCGGACCAGCGGCAAGCACGUGCAGGUCACCGGGCGUCGAAUCUCUGCCACCGCUGAGGACGGCAACAAGUUUGCUAAGCUCAUAGUGGAGACAGACACGUUUGGCAGCCGGGUGCGCAUCAAAGGGGCUGAGAGUGAGAAGUACAUCUGCAUGAACAAGAGAGGCAAGCUCAUCGGGAAACCCAGCGGGAAGAGCAAGGACUGCGUGUUCACGGAGAUUGUGCUGGAGAACAACUACACGGCCUUCCAGAACGCCCGGCACGAGGGCUGGUUUAUGGCCUUCACGCGGCAGGGGCGGCCCCGCCAGGCCUCCCGCAGCCGCCAGAACCAGCGCGAGGCCCACUUCAUCAAGCGCCUCUACCAGGGCCAGCUGCCCUUCCCCAACCACGCCGAGAGGCAGAAGCAGUUCGAGUUUGUGGGCUCGGCUCCCACCCGCCGGACCAAGCGCACUCGGCGGCCCCAGCCCGUCACGUAGUCAGGGAGGCAGGGGCAGCUGCCCCCAGCAGCCUCCCCGUCCCCUUCCCUUCCGAAUCCGAAGACUGGGCAGGGGUGGAGGGAGGGGAGCCAGACACCCCCGACCCUGAGGACCGGGAAGCACCAGGGCCCGAGCUGGGAAGAGGCAGGACUGCGAUCAGGCCCCCUCCCGGGCCAGGGGGCGGACCCCCAGGAGAGGAACGGUAGAGUCAGGUGCCAGCCUUCCAGUGGCUCCCUGAAACCAGUGGAAAGGUCAGCAGAUUCGAGGCCACCGUCUGCAGGCGGCUGUCCCCAAAGUCUGCUCCUCCUAGCUCCCUGGACCUGCCCCAGCCCCCGAACUCAAACUGGCCAGACAGUGGGAAGGGACUUUGGGUUUUGUUUCAGGAAAAAAGGAGGGAGAAAAAAUAAAAGACGGUUGGCCAUUCCUCACAUUCCACGACCCCGACCCUCACCCCUAUCCCCAACUCGAGCCCCCAGAAUAAAACCGU
Lemur catta (Ring-tailed lemur) is the source of this 1228-nucleotide messenger RNA. RefSeq names its product fibroblast growth factor 17 (gene FGF17). Lineage: Eukaryota; Metazoa; Chordata; Mammalia; Primates; Lemuridae. The transcript is spliced from 3 exons. The record is from RefSeq and is a predicted model, not a curated record. Gene Ontology annotation, biological process: positive regulation of gene expression; fibroblast growth factor receptor signaling pathway; positive regulation of protein phosphorylation. The coding region runs from base 100 to 741 and encodes 213 amino acids. Gene Ontology annotation, cellular component: cytoplasm. Gene Ontology annotation, molecular function: type 1 fibroblast growth factor receptor binding; growth factor activity; type 2 fibroblast growth factor receptor binding.